Messenger RNA from Triplophysa rosa, 1966 nucleotides. RefSeq names its product claudin 15b (gene cldn15b). The record is from RefSeq and is a predicted model, not a curated record. NCBI's taxonomy places the organism in Eukaryota, Metazoa, Chordata, Actinopteri, Cypriniformes, Nemacheilidae. The transcript is spliced from 5 exons. Gene Ontology annotation, biological process: bicellular tight junction assembly; cell adhesion. Gene Ontology annotation, cellular component: plasma membrane; bicellular tight junction. The coding region runs from base 297 to 983 and encodes 228 amino acids. Gene Ontology annotation, molecular function: structural molecule activity.
AUUACGAGACACGAGAAAACACAUGAGAAGUAAAAACAAACAACUCAUGGUUUUCUCACAUAAAACCUAAGGACUCUGCCCCGAUCCCGCCACAUGACUAGAAUUUCAUAAACAAGACGGUGGGACCGUGACACCGCUUAAGAGGAAAUCCUUUCUGUGAACCAGGGCAUCCUUUCCUGUGUAGAGGAAAACAUGGCAAAAUAAGCAGCCGAUAUUUCUUGAAAGUUGAAGAAUCAGAAGACGAAACCACAAUCAUCCAGCUCACCUUGGAAAAGCAGAAGAUACACAUAGACACGAUGAAAAACGCAUUACAGAUUGUUGCACUUUUCAUGGGAUUUUUAGGAUGCGUGUCUGUUGUGGUAUCAUUGUACAAUAAUUACUGGAGGGUGUCCUCUACAGAAGGUAGUGUCAUCACCACUUCCAACAUCUUUGAGAACCUCUGGAUGUCCUGUGCAGAUGACUCCUCUGGUGUUUACAACUGUUGGAAUUUUCAGUCCUUGCUCGCUUUACCAGGUUACAUUCAGGUAUGCCGUGCAUUAAUGAUCGCAUCUAUUGUUCUGGGCGUUUUUGGGCUGGUGGCAACUCUAGUAGGUAUGCAGUGUUCUAAGGUUGGAGGAGAGAAAUAUGUAAUGAAGGGUCGGGUCGCUGGGGUCGGCGGCAUCUUUUUCAUACUGCAAGGUCUCUCCACUAUGAUUGCAGUGUCUUGGUAUGCUUAUAAUAUCACUCAGCAAUUUUUUGACCCACUGUAUCCUGGGAUAAAAUAUGAAAUCGGAGAAGGGCUUUACAUUGGUUGGAGUUCUGCUACACUGGCUUUAUGUGGUGGCAGCUGCUUGCUGUGUUCUUGUAGAGUGAAAAGCUCAGACAUAAAAAAAUCAGAUCUUCAGGACUACAGAACUUCAGAUCAUAGCAGACAUAUGCAGAUUGUUCAAACUGCCUCUACAAUAUCGUGCACCAGUCAGUAUGGUCGCAAUGCAUACGUGUAAGAAACAGACUUCAUAUGGGAUAAACAUGCAAGUUAAAAUGAAGAGUUUGGUUCCAAAAUGAGAUAACUGUUUUAAAAAAUAUUUUAAAAAUCAUAUUUUUAGUUUGUGCAUUCCAAUUAAUAUCAAUCAAACUGCAGUUGGUUUGUUUUGAUUUAAGCCAUAAUAACUAAAAAAAAAUACAGCUAACACAAUAAAAACAUGAUGUCAUAAUAAAAAACAUGAUUUUUAAAAAAUGUUAAAAACAGAGUUAUCUCAUUUUGGAACCAAACUCUUCAAAUGGUCAAAACAGGGUGCUCUAUCAAACAAAACCUCAUAAUUCUGUUGUAAAUAGUGUUUUCAUCUAAAUAAAGCCAUGUAAAUACUGGUCAUAUUGUUGGGAUUUUCCCAUCAUACUCCUCUUUUUUAAUUAUAACAUUUCCAGUAAAUACUUGUGUGCAAGAACUUGCAAAAAAAGGGUAAUACAACUUUAAACUGAUAAGUUUAAAAAUGUUGAAUAUAUAUUUACAUUAAGCUGACCAUUACUUUGGACAAGGAUGAUAUCUACAUUAUGGAAUAAUUCUUCUUUCAUAUUUAGAGAUAGUCACAGCAUGCUGGGAUGCUUGAGAUAAAUGAAUCUAUGCAAUUACUCAACAUUCCUUUUGAACUAAUUAUUUUUUAAUAUGAGUUUUUCAUAUUUAAUUUUAUAAUUGUUAAUAUUUUCCUAAAGCAAUAUAGUGUAUUAGCAUCUUUAAAUAUUCUUAUAAUUUGAACAUUUCUGUAAAUAUUGGGUCAUAGCAUACAUUUUCCAUACAAUUACAUUUCAAUUCCUACAUUUCCAAUAUUUUCUAUUUGUUUUUGGUUGGAUGUUUCUUUGCAUAUUUUGUAAAUUGCUGGCCACCUUGUUAUGCCCUGACUAUUAUUAUUUAUAACAAAAAUAUACUUAAGAAUGUGGAAACAGUGUUACAUAUUGACAAUCAUCCAUUUAGCAAAAUAAAUCUGAGCAU